Molecule: messenger RNA, 2436 nt
Organism: Hemicordylus capensis (graceful crag lizard)
Lineage: Eukaryota; Metazoa; Chordata; Lepidosauria; Squamata; Cordylidae
Gene: HEYL
Product: hes related family bHLH transcription factor with YRPW motif like
Exons: 5
Coding region: 250-1248 (332 amino acids)
Biological process (GO): circulatory system development; regulation of neurogenesis; regulation of transcription by RNA polymerase II
Cellular component (GO): nucleus
Molecular function (GO): DNA-binding transcription factor activity, RNA polymerase II-specific; RNA polymerase II cis-regulatory region sequence-specific DNA binding; protein dimerization activity
Source: RefSeq, a predicted model, not a curated record
GGGGGGGGGGUCCGAGGAGGAGCUGAGCCAGCCCAGCAGCAGCAGCAGCAGCAGAGGAGGAGGACGUGCGGCGGGGAGAGCUUCUUCCUUCCCCACGGCACGAAGGUCGGGGGAGAAGCGGGCUGCUGCUGCUGUUGCUGCCGCCGCCUCUGCUGGAGGUCGGGCAGGAGGGCCUGUCUGCCUGGGGGGGGGGUCCAAGUGCGGAGGGGGCGGCUGGCGGCCCCGUGACCCUGCGCAGGGAGGAAGAAGAUGAAAGCGAGAGCUUGCCCGGAGGAGAGCUCUUCCGAGCCCGAGGCCGAUGUCGCCGCCAGCGACCGUGGGAAAGAGGAGGAAGCGGGCAGCCCGAUGCCCAGAUCUCUUUCUCCCACAACAACAUCUCAGAUGCAAGCAAGAAAGAAGCGGAGAGGGAUCAUUGAGAAACGGCGUAGAGACCGGAUUAACAACAGCCUGUCUGAGCUGCGGCGUUUGGUCCCCACUGCCUUUGAGAAGCAGGGCUCUUCUAAGCUGGAGAAAGCAGAGAUCUUGCAGAUGACGGUGGAUCACCUCCGGAUGCUUCAUGCCACUGGGGGCAGAGGGCUGUGGGAUGCCCGCGCCUUCGCUGUGGAUUACAGGACCAUUGGCUUCCGUGAAUGCCUCACUGAGGUGGUGAGAUACUUGGGUCUCCUUGAGGGCCAGAGCAGCACUGCCACUGACCCGAUCCAGCUGCGGCUCCUCUCCCACCUGAACAGCUGUGUGGCUGAAAUGGAGCCUCCGCCCGCAGCACCCACGCCCCUCCUGCCCCUCCAGCCCUGGCCAGGGUCUCUUAUCCAUCCAGCCAUAGCACCUGCCGCCCAGGUGCAUGUGCCCAGGAGGGAGCAGGCCCCUGCUCUUGCUGUCUUGGCUGCUUCGUCAGUCGUCUGCCCAGGCCUGGCCCUGAGAGCAACUCCCAUGAUGUGCCGCAUCCCUAACGCUGCCACACCAGCCUCGACUAACAGAAUGGCAUCGUCCCGAAGAAGAAGCAGAGCCCCGGUGGUGACAUCGUCCACCCCAAGCUCAGGAUCCAGUGAGAGUCUGAGAGAGGCAGCCGCACCCUGGAGCAGUCACAUUGCCACGUUUCUCUUCUCUUCCGCCUCUUCUUUGGCCCGAACUCCAGCAGUGCCAGAUUACCUGUCUCCUUCUCUUUUGAAUCCUCUUACUCGGGGCCGAGAAAUCAAAACCGAGACGGCAAGACUCUGCCAUUCUUGGACUACUGAAAUUGGGGCUUUCUGACUGUACUCCAAACAGAGACCAGAGUUGCUCAACAGCUCUAAAAUGCGACUGAGCUUGGCACGUGUUCCUGCUUUGCAUUAGAACAUUUCCAGACUGUUGGUUUGUUGUGUGGAGAAUGCACAGUCUUUGUAAAGAACUGCAGAUCAGAAAAUGUAAUUUUCAGUCUUAACAAUCUCACUUGCAUUUCAGCUGGGAGUACUGUAUGGAAUGGACUAUAAUUAUGCAGGCAUCAAGGGCACUAUUGGCUACUAGUACCUAUGACAAGACGCACCUUCCCUCCAUCUUGAAACCUUACACGCAUUCCUUUAAUUUUUCAUGCUUGUUAGAGGCUGGGAACCAUUUCUUGUAUCACUCUAGUGGCAACCGACCUCACCACUAACUGAGCUGUUCUUUCUGUUCUUUUAUUUUAUUUGGUUCACCUUGUGUUCUCUCCUCUCAAGUGCUGGAGCACAUACAUACACACUUUUUUCAUGUUUAAUGGGAGGAGGGAAAAUGUGGCCAUGGCUCUCAUAGGUAUCAUCUUUUCCUCUUCAAAAUGUGCUUGAGCCGAACCCAUGACAGUCAGCCACGAUAUCUGUGUGUUAACGCCCAUAAACUGAGGAUUAUCUUCUACACCUUUCCUCUCUCCCUUUAAGGAUCCAGCCUUUUCUAGUAUCUCAACUUAACAAAAACACAGGGUCUGAGACUCACUCUCAGGCCUCCAACCUCUGCGAGGAAUGUGUUAGGAGGAUGAGUGUCAACAAGAGAGAGAUGAAAUAGGCCCAGGAGAAAUAACAACAAAGAAUGAAAAUGAGCAACAGGGAACAUUGAUGAUGAAGGGGAUAGAUUCUCCUUAUCCCAAAAGUUAUGCAGUUGGCCAGCUGCAAAGAAAUACAACUUGUGCAUCUAGCGGGCACACUGAAAAGGUGUGGGAUACACAUUUGGGCAUCCUAUGUGAAGGUGAGUGGGGCAGCAUCUGCUCAUAUUAUAGAUGUCUCCCCCAGGUGAGAGGCAAUGUGGGAUGAAGGCCCGGUUUUUACAUGAGCACCAUCACUCCUAUAAACAGGCCAUUGCUUAGAGUUUGCCUCUUUUUCUGGCUGGAAUUUACAUACUACUGGAUAAUGAAAAAUGCCUCUAUAUGUACAUGUUUUUGCAAACUGAUGGGUGCUUGGCAAUAAAAUAUUUAAAGUGCUGGUAUGUUCCACAAAA